This is a messenger RNA of Pyrenophora tritici-repentis Pt-1C-BFP, 5063 nucleotides long. Lineage: Eukaryota; Fungi; Ascomycota; Dothideomycetes; Pleosporales; Pleosporaceae. The record is from RefSeq and is a predicted model, not a curated record.
AUGGUAGACCCAAAUGCCGUCCUGACAGCCGAAGGGGAUCCACGCCACGCAGCAACGCCAUGGGAGCCAGCCUCAUCCAUGUGCUACCUGUCCCAGUACACGGCGCAAGACGGGACCGCAGCCCACCCGCAAGACCAGCAUCGGCAUCAGGACCAGGAGCAGGACGGCCAGCAGACGCCGGGCCAGCGCCAGCGCCAGCGCCAGAAUGCCAGUCAGGACCCCGUUGAUGAGAACGACUGCACGCCCCGCUCCGAACUGCCUUCGGUACCAGACGCCCUCAACGCUUCGCUGCUCUCGCACAUUCACACCCUCGACCCGGAACCGUCGUACUUUUCGCCGCAGCCCCUCCGCAUCUACUCGUCGCCCAUCCCCCACGACACGCCGCCCGCUUCCUCCAACCCCUCGCCCAGCAGCAGCGCGCAUGCCUCACACAGCUCCCUCACCAAACUUCACCACGACGCCCAGCACUCCCAAGCACCCCUCGUCCCGCUCCACGACCGCCCUACCUUCAUGCGAGAUCUGUCGACCGCAUCCACGGCUAGCAACCUGACGUUACGGGCCAGCUCAGUCGACCCUCAGAGCCCGUACCCCCUCCCCCUCCCCACACGCCAGCGCGAUGGUCCCGUCUACCCCAACCAGUCGUAUGCUGCCCUGCAUCUCCAGCAGUACCCGCAGCCACACGUGCCUCCCAUUGUGCGCUCCCGCAGCUCCCACCCCUCGCACUCGGCCGCCAACUCGCUAUCCAGCUUGGGUGCCUUUGGUCUCUCCCACGACCACUACAAGGACAUUAUGGAGUCUGCCCCGCGCACUGUCGGCAACUCUCCUGUCAGCAGUCCCGGCUUGUUCAACCCGUCCAAGCGCCGCUCUUCUCAGGACCCUGACCAGCAGACAGACGACGGAACCUACUCGACCCCCUGGCUGCACCACACGCAUAGACAGGCGCCCAAGGAGACACACAUUGCAGACGUGCAGGCUGACCCCGUUUCCGGUCGUAAGAUAGUGAACCAGUAUGAGAUCAUCGAUGAGCUGGGAAGAGGCGUGCAUGGCAAAGUCAAGCUCGGCAAGGACCUGGUCCACGGCCGCUAUGUCGCCAUCAAGAUCGUCGACCGCUACUCUAAACGUCGACGUCUGGGCAAGAACAACAGUCACGAGGACAAGAUCAAGCGUGAAAUUGCCAUUCUCAAAAAGGCCCGUCACCCCAACAUCGUCAGCUUGCUCGAGGUCAUAGACGACCCGGCUAAGAAGAAGGUCUACAUUGUACUUGAGCACGUCGAGCUGGGUGAAGUCAAGUGGAGGACCGAAGGCGCUCGCGAAAUCUGUCUCGUCGAGUGGCGUCGUUUCAAGCGGGAGUCUCAGGGCAUCUUCGACAAUGACAGUGCAAUACUGGAAGACGAGAGGAUCAUACGUGUCGCCCACCAGAAGCUUGCUCGUCAGCAACGUCGGCUGGCCAAGGAGGCGUACCUUCGUCGUAAAGACGGCUUGUCCAACCCUGCCUGGAGUCUUGAGUUUGGAAUCGACUCCGAAGACGAAUACUCCGAGACUGGCCGUGCUUCUCAGGCGUCUAGCCGUGAUGACGACCGCACGCCCAACCGUGUUCACUUUCGUGAACGACAAGACGGCGCGGGCCACCAUGAUGACCACAUGGAGACGGCUUUCCGCUCUCCUGAGCCAAUGAACAACUCCUAUGUUGACGGACUUGAGGGAACAAUGUAUGGUGCCUACGACAACGACCUAUUGCGGGGGCGCGUGCCGAGCAUUGCUGGCAGCUCGUCAUCCCGUCUCACUGACCCUGACGAGGAGAUACCCGAACACUUCAACUAUGUUCCCCUCAUGACCACCCAUGCAGCUUGGGAAGCCUUCAAGGAUACCGUGCUCGGCAUCGAGUACUUGCACUAUCAAAAUGUCAUCCACCGCGACAUCAAGCCAGCCAACCUUCUCGUUACUCGGGAGCACCGCAUCAAGAUCUCCGACUUUGGUGUGUCGUAUCUGGGACGGCAAAAGACGGAUGAAAGCAACGGCGAGCAAUCAGAAUCCGACUACCAAGAGGUCGACGAAGCCAUCGAACUAGCAAAAACUGUUGGCACCCCCGCCUUCUACGCUCCUGAGCUCUGUCGCACAGAGAUCGACUCUGAGACUCCCCUCAUUGACGGCGGUAUCGACGUAUGGGCCCUGGGUGUCACACUCUACUGCCUCAUCUACGGUCGCGUGCCCUUUCAUGACACCAACACCUUCACUUUGAUGAAAGUCAUUAGUGAAGACGAGCCCUACAUACCAAGGUUCCGAUUGAAGCCUGUUGCCGAACACUCCAACUCGCGACCCAACUCACACUCCCGCAACAAUCAACCAAUGAUGAGCAGUAAGAGAGCUCCACACGAUCUAGAAUACGAGGAGGUUGAUGAGAACCUACGCGAUCUUCUUCGACGUUUGUUGAUCAAGGAUGCACGACACCGCAUUACUAUACCAGAGAUCAAACGCCACCCAUGGCUACUGUCUGGUAUACCCAACCACAUCUCCUGGGCUGAAGAGACCGACCCGAGCAGAUCGUUCGACGGCCGGAAGAUUCAGAUUUCCAAAGAGGACGUCGAGGAGGCCGUUGUUCCCAUCGGCUUCGUCGAUCGUCUUCGCUCAGCUGCCAAGAAAACAUCAGAGUUUGUCAAAGGCUUCACAACUCGCAGUUCGGGUUCAAGACGCCGCGCUCAGAGCUCCGCAGCGAAUCAGGACGCACCUCCCAGCAUCACCGCAAACUCUUCAAGCAGCACCAUCAGCCAGGAUGCUCGCCCAUAUGAGGGCAGACGUGGUAGCCUGGCACCUGGCGCCAUCUUGGAGAUUCUGACGCGCUCACGUGAGUCAGAUCACCCUUUGUCGCACAGUGUCACCGCCAGCCCAGAGGCAAAGGAGCUUUCCAGGUACUUUGACAGUCCGAAUUCUCGGACUGCAUCGCCUGCACAACACGAGUUUCAGCGACCGCACAUGCAGGACCGGGCUCUUUCGUCAAUAAGCACAAUACGCCAAGCAGAUCUGCUCCCCGGUCGAUCAGCCUCACCCAACUUCCCUCCGGCUUUGCCUGGUACUCCGAUGGCCCUGGACACCCCGGGUGGAUCGCAGCUAGGUGGCCUGUUUGGUGGUCUUCCUCGACGUGUUGUUAACAGCAUGAGAAGCAAAGACAAACUAAAGCCCCCAAAAGAACAUAGUCGGGCCAGGUCGAUCGAUAGACUAGUCGGAGGAGACGAUGAUGCACAUGGUGUUCCAAGCCUCGCCAUCAGCACCACAUGUGCUUCUGGUCAAGUCAACCAGCCCGACGCCCUGAGAGAUCUUUCUCCUACCGCGCGGACUUCCUCACCCUGCAAUUCAGAGGCUCAGUCCGGUGGUCGUCUCGAUCCCUCAUCCCGCCAAUCAUCAUUGUCCUCGUUGUCUUCUCGACUGCACAGGAACUGGGCAGCCGCUAACGAGCUUGAAAUUGGCCCGACUUUGGGCUUCGCAGACCCUCGCUUAGUGCCGCAACGGCUUCGCCCCACUGACCGGAGACCUUCUAGCCCGUCAGUAAUCGCACGAGAGAGGUCAGAGGAUCGUUUUGACCGCGCAAAGGACGAGUAUCGUCGGCGGCUCGGCGUAGAGCAGUCAGCAGCUCGUGAUAGAUCCUACUCUGGUACACACCGAAGAUCCCCAUCGGGCCUUGCCCAAUCUGCUUGUCCCCCAAGCCCAGAUGACGAAAUCACAUUCCCCCAACAAAACAACCAAGACUACUGGCAUCGCAACGAUCAGUCCUCCGAGAAUAGUCCUGUCGGUGGAUCAAGUCGAGGCCUGGCUCUUUCAUCGUCCGAAGACCAGUUUUCUGCCAUGUCACAAUCUGAAUCGAAUCCCUCGAUCCCUUCUGUCGCUUCCGCCGGUUCCCCACCCCAAGGUGGUUGCGACGCGUUUGACGACCGACCAUGGAAUUCUGCAAAUGCCGAAUCCUUUCCAGUCCAUCAACUAGAACCCCCUGUCGAUGAUUCUGCCGGCUAUGAUGGUGAUCAUGCUGUCGAGAGUGAUGAAGAUGAUGAUAGUGAUGAAGAUGGACUAAUCAUGGGCUUUGCUAAAAAGAAAGUACCUACGCACACUUCGCACCGAAGCAAUUCAGUCUCCAAUGCCGAACUGGCUCGCCAGAGCAUUCAUGCAGGACUAAACACUAGGCGGCGCUCAAACCGAAGUGGAAGUAACGGAACAGUCAAGAAAGUUCCUCCACCCGAGCCGCAGUCAGUCUGCGACCGGACAGCUGAAUCAGAAUAACGACACCAAACACGCACACCGACAUCUCUACUGUCAUGAAUUACACAAUACCCAAGAUCUAGCCGUUGUACGAGUACGCAUACUUUUGGAUUCCCAUUAUAACAACUGUGUACAUAUACAAAGUCACAAAACAAACAAACAUGGGCAUUAACCACCAAUCACGGACCAAGGGGGCAGGCGCAGGGCGUUUUGAACAAGAAACUUGGAUCUGGGUUGCAUGCAUGGGCGAGCGUUCUUUCUUACCCAAAAGACGGCGUUUUACUUCCAUCUUGUUUGUUCCUUUUAUCCUCUUAUCCCAUACAUUUACUUAUCUGUGUUUCCUCUUCCCUUGGGUUUCUGUGUGCAUGCAUGCGUGGCUGUGUUAGUAGUAGCAGAGUGAGGAGCACACAAGUAAGCCCUCUUACUGCCGCUAUGAAUGAAGGAUGAAAGACGACUAUGUCGAGACGAUCGGGAUGACAUGAUGCGCACUAGUGUGUGGCUUUGGGAGGCUUUGGCGCUUUUUUCUUUUCUUCGUCAUCUUUUCCUUCUCUUUCCCUCUUGCGAGUAAAGUGGCUGGCGGGGGCGCAAUUGGAAAUCGGAACUAUCGGAAGCAUUUGCAUCAUAGACACAACGGUUGAUUGGAUGGUUCUUUUUUGCGUGUCUCACUAAUUGCGGCUGCGUAUGCGUGUGCGUGUUUAUGUGAUCACGGCUAUUACACGUUGCUCUUUGUUAGCAUCGGAAGCAUCGGAGUUUGUAUGUAUGUACGUAUGUAGUAUAAUUGCAUUCAAAGCUGGUCUAAUGUAGUAGUAGUAUCCACA